This is a messenger RNA of Labeo rohita (rohu), 2073 nucleotides long. RefSeq names its product TRAF family member-associated NFKB activator (gene tank). The transcript has 8 exons. The coding region runs from base 308 to 1357 and encodes 349 amino acids. Gene Ontology annotation, biological process: canonical NF-kappaB signal transduction. The record is from RefSeq and is a predicted model, not a curated record. Lineage: Eukaryota; Metazoa; Chordata; Actinopteri; Cypriniformes; Cyprinidae.
GGAAGUCGAAGGCGCUUGGGGAUUCCCCGAGGGAAGUUCCAGCUCAUUGUAAAGCAUACAAAAUGUUCAUUUGUACGAAAUAGUUCAUUUCCUCCCGUUAAACGCGUAAAUAUACAUGUAGCCGCGUCGCGAUGUCCAAACUGCGCUUAGCUUUAUGUGUUUGGACUAUUUUGGAGUGAAGCCAUUACUGACAGGUCCAGUGCUAAUCUGACUCCUCUGAGUUAAAGAAGGGGUGUGUAAGUGUUUGUGUGUGCCUGGGACUAGGGCCCGGGACCGCCCUGUUCGGAAUGUUACUGAAGGCCCCGGAAUGGACAGGACCAUUAGUGAGCAGCUCAACAAAGCCUUCGAAGCGUACCGCAAUGCGUCCAUCGAAAAAGAGUUGGCCAAAAAGGAGCUUCAGCAUAAGACCGAGCAGUAUCAACGGCACACUCAGCAGCUGGAGAGAAAGAUAGAGGAGCAGGCGAAGACCAUCUCACAUCUUAAAACCGAACUCAGUUCUCUUCGUAAACAUGCGUCAGGGGAGGUCUGUGAGCCUGCGUACAGAAAACAGGAAGCAGAAACCUUGUCACCUAGCGAUCAUCGCUCUGACAACCCAUCCAGUUCCCACAGGACUAACCAUUUCCUGAUAAACGAACCCACAGAGUAUUCCAGGAUGCUUCCCCAUUCGAUAUCUGCUGCCUGCGAAAUGAAGAGUGAGAAUGUGCUGGACACUUGGCAGGAAAUCCAGGGGACUUUCCAGAGGAUUCAGACUCUAACCAGAAGGCAGAAAGAUCACCUAAAGCGAAUCCACAAAGGAAACGAGACGGCUAAUGAGCAGUUUUCCAUGCCCAUCCAGUGCACCGAAGGCACGGCAGAACGGGCCGAAGUUCCUUUUCCCUCACCGCUGAGGUCAGAGGUUGAAGAUGCUUCAGCCUCCACCUCCCUCGCGUCACGUGGCGCCGGCCCGGACGGAACGUUUUUUGAUUCCCUAAGAGGCCUGAGUGUGAAGUUUCCCCCGAGCACAGAAGACGAGUACGACUUUCUAAACAGUACGCCGGAUAAACAGGUGGACCUGCCCCUUCACAGGCCAGACCUUGGAGACAACCUGCACACGAUGAGGGAGGAGUCUUAUCCGUCAUACUCUGCACCUUCUCCGUCCACUCACACGUCUGGAUCUUCUGCAUCGCACGAAAAUGUACGAGGACCCCAACAGGUUUUUUGGACUCCAGACCUCCCGGACUUGUCCGCCCAGGCGCCGGGGACAGACGCUCAGCAGAUGAACAGCCGAGAGAAGUGUGCCUUUUGCGAGGAUGAUGUACCCCCAAAUCACAUGUAUAGCCACCUCAAUUCACACUUCAAGAACAAAGCUGGCGAUUGACACACGCGGGCGAGGGGCCGGCCGCCGGACUGAAACGGCCUUUAUUCGUGGCUUUGUUGAGUAGCGCGCUACCCGUCUGAACACAUUUGCUCACGUCCGUCAGUGACACGAUGAAGAGAGCGGAACCUUCCGCCGUCGUUUAUUUAAUUAGGAGAACUUUAAACGGUUCAUUUUAGGGUGGUUAUGUCUUAAUUAAUCUUUUUAGCCGCAUUUUAGUUGGAGGCGUUCCGAUGACUGGCAGUUUCACUGUAGAAUAAAGACGUGCUUCCUUUUUAAAGUCAUUUAAUUUGAUAUGACAGCUUCAAAAAUACGCUGUUUAUGUGAGCUCAGCAUCUCACCGUUGUACUUUUAUUCAAAUGCAUCCCAACUUAAAGAGCUCGUAGCUCCUAUCUGUACUGAGCAUAUAUCGAAUUAAAAACAAAAUAUCAUUUUCUAAAAUUAUUUUACAGUUCUACAAACAUCAGGCAGCUUCAACUCCUGUUUAUGAACAUAUCACAUUUGUAUUGCAAUUUUCAGGUAUAAGUGAAACCGUCACGGGAGCCACAUGUCGGUAACUGUGCGAUUUUAAGUCAUAAAUCCAAUUACACAAAUGCUUGUUUUCUGUAGCAGUGGUUACAAUCAUUUUUCUGCAUCCUUUUCUCCAAACUUAGUUCCAGUAUCAUAUUUUUGUAAUAAUUCUGUUUAACGUGAACGCAAUAAAACCACACUGACAUACA